Saccoglossus kowalevskii is the source of this 842-nucleotide messenger RNA. RefSeq lists its product as uncharacterized. Lineage: Eukaryota; Metazoa; Hemichordata; Enteropneusta; Harrimaniidae. The record is from RefSeq and is a predicted model, not a curated record.
CGCAGUUCCAGCAAUAUUACCAUAGAACUCUGUUAUCCAAGCAUCGUUACAAUUAUGAUGAAAUUGGUCAUUUUGGUCGCAGUCUUCGGCUUAACUCAAUCAUACGACCCCAACGUCUGUACUGAAUGCAAUCAGCAUCAGAACAACAUCUGUUUCGAUUUGGCGAACGCGUAUCUGUAUAACCCUGAAAAUUGGGAUGUAGGACUUGGCGAGCAAUGGUGUGAGUUCAUGAGGAUCCGAUUGGCGUGUCUACUGGAAGUAUAUUGUGAAUACGCCCCAGGUGGUUAUGAUAUUAUACGAAACAUAAACCAGCUGACAUCUACUCUUGCAUAUUACGAUGAAUGGGGCAUAUGUGACAAUACUGUACCCAGCGAACUGGGUCCAUGUCAUUUAGCGAUGAUCCGAGAAAAGUGUGUCAAUGAAACAGUCCUUCACAUACGCGCCAAGUACUCCGUAUCGUGUCUGGAAACAGUCAGGCUGCUAGAUUGCAUUUUUGAGGAGCAACAUAAUCCUGAGUGCAGCUUCCCGUUCAUCUUUGACCCAAGAAAUUUAGCCCCCUACGUGUUACUGAACAACGGCAACUGCUGCUAUAGACCACCAUCACAGGAACUGCAGGAUGCAGCUGCAGCUUGGCGAGAGGAGAACCCAGACGGAUAUUGUCAGUGCCAAGACGAGUAAGGGCGUCUCCAAGAACUGAAUCGUUUUCCCCUUCGACAUACCAACCAACCAACAACUCGAUAGUGAUCACCAUACAAUUAUAAUGUUACGAGUAACACGAUAAUAAUAUAGCUUACUCAUGUAGACAUUACUUUAUCAUGAAAUAAAGAAAUAAUUAAAACUAA